Molecule: messenger RNA, 867 nt
Organism: Abrus precatorius (Indian licorice)
Lineage: Eukaryota; Viridiplantae; Streptophyta; Magnoliopsida; Fabales; Fabaceae
Product: xyloglucan endotransglucosylase/hydrolase protein 2-like
Exons: 4
Coding region: 1-867 (288 amino acids)
Biological process (GO): xyloglucan metabolic process; cell wall biogenesis
Cellular component (GO): cell wall; apoplast
Molecular function (GO): xyloglucan:xyloglucosyl transferase activity; hydrolase activity, hydrolyzing O-glycosyl compounds
Source: RefSeq, a predicted model, not a curated record
AUGAUUUUCUCAUAUUUGAGAUACCUCAAUGUUUUUCUUCUCUUCCUCAUUGGUUGUAAUUUUCUUGCUCGAGGAAGUACUAGUGGAGAAAUAAGCUAUGAUCAAAAUUACGCAGUCAUAUAUGGUGGAAGUCAUUUUGUACCCUUAAAUCAAGGAAAAGAAAUUCAACUCAUAUUGGACAACACUUCAGGAGCUGGCUUUGGAUCCAAGAUGAAGUACGGCUCUGGAUACUUCCACAUGAGGAUGAAAGUACCAGGUGGAGAUACUACAGGAGUUGCCACAGCUUACUAUUUGACUUCACAUGGAAAUAAGCAUAAUGAGUUAGACUUUGAAUUUAUGGGCGAUACAGAAGGGAUGCCAUAUAAAUUACAGACCAAUAUAUUUAUAGAUGAUAUUGGAGACAGAGAACAAAGAAUUCACCUUUGGUUUGAUCCUAUAGCAGAUAUUCACGACUACGUAAUUCUUUGGAACCAACAUCAAAUUGUAUUUUAUGUCGACAAUAUUCCCAUUAGGAUUUACAAGAACAAAACCAAUAUUGGAGUUCCCUACCCAUCAAAGCCUAUGAAAAUAGAAGCAACUUUGUGGCAUGGAGAGUGGGCAAUUGAAGGAAAGCGUAAAACCAAUUGGAGUUAUGCACCAUUCAAAGCAAACUAUCAAGGAUUUGGUGUUAGCGGCUGUGAAGUUCAAAGCUUAAAUGAUCAACAUUGUGUUUCUGAUAGCUAUUGGUGGAAUGGCGAAAAGUUCUGGCAAUUGGAUUCUGUCCAACAAAAGCAAUAUGAAAGUGUAAAUCAAAAGUAUAUAGUUUAUGAUUAUUGUACUGAUAGGAGAAAGCAUCCUACAACUCCCCUGGACUGCACACUGAAUUAG